This is a messenger RNA of Cyphellophora europaea CBS 101466, 1695 nucleotides long. RefSeq lists its product as uncharacterized. The coding region runs from base 1 to 1695 and encodes 564 amino acids. Gene Ontology annotation, molecular function: medium-chain fatty acid-CoA ligase activity. The transcript is spliced from 3 exons. Gene Ontology annotation, biological process: fatty acid metabolic process. The record is from RefSeq and is a predicted model, not a curated record. NCBI's taxonomy places the organism in Eukaryota, Fungi, Ascomycota, Eurotiomycetes, Chaetothyriales, Cyphellophoraceae.
AUGGCCUCCACAUUGCCUUCGACGCCGAUCUUCAAUGCGAUCGCAAAGCACGAUGCAAAGUCGUUGGCCAUAGUUCAUAGCAGCUCCAACCGCUCAUUUUGCUACGGGAGCUUGCUACACGAUGUCGCAGCAGCAAAGGACAACCUAGCCAGUCUGGUCCAUGGCAAGUCCCUGCGGGGAGAGCGUGUGGCUUUCCUUGCAGAGAAUGGCUAUGACUAUGUUGUAACUUUCCUGUCCAUCCUCGCGCACGAUGCCAUUGCUCUGCCUCUCGCCUUUACGCACCCAAGCUCCGAGCUACGCUACAUCCUCGAGAACAGUGAGGCAGCACUGUUUCUGUCGACCGAGAAAUUUCAAGAAAAGGCAGAAGAUGUGCUGAAAGAGCCAAUGGAUCAUAAGCCACGCAUGGAGAUAUUGUCCAAGAUUGAGACUGGCGCGACGUCUGCAGAGAACGUCAAGUUUCAGGAAACAGCUCUUGAUAAUGCCGGCUUCAUGCUGUAUACUUCAGGGACAACGAACCGGCCAAAAGGCGUUGUUCUAUCUAUCGACAACAUCACCGCACAAGCAAAGUCGUUGAUUGAGGCGUGGAAAUACUCAGCAUCCGACCUGUUGCUGCAUGUGCUCCCGCUUCAUCAUAUCCACGGCACUAUCAAUGCGCUGUUCACACCCCUCAUGGCCGGGUCUGCUAUCGAGUUUGCAUAUCCAUUCAACGCUGACACAGUCUGGCAAAGGCUAGCAGCUCCCUUCCUUCCCGAUGUUCCUUCUGGCAAGGAUCCAAUUACAUUCGUUACGGUCGUUCCUACUAUCUACAACAGGCUUCUUGCAUCAUUUCCCUCCUUGGAUGAUGGCAUGAAGAAGGCGGUCAAAACGGCUAUUUCUCCCAAAUACAUGAGGAUCAACAUCUCGGGUUCGGCGGCGCUUCCUACGCCGACCAAGACAGCUUGGACCGAAUUGAGCGGCGGAAAUGUGCUCCUGGAACGCUACGGAAUGACCGAGGUGGGCAUGGCGCUGUCAUGCGGCCUAGACUACGCUGACCGUGUGGACGGAAGCGUGGGAUGGCCACUUCCUUCUGUGGAGGCCAGGCUGGUGGACACGGAAAACGCCGAGGUUAUCAAAGAAGGAGAGGAAGUGUCUCCUGACGGUCGUCUGAGGGAAGGAGAGAUUCAACUUCGAGGGCCAACCAUUUUCAAGGAGUAUUUCCGCAAUCCCAAGGCAACUGCUGAGGAGUUCGUAGAAGCGGAAGACGGCAGAGGGAAAUGGUUCAAGACCGGCGAUGUGGCUGUGCGUCAGGUCGUGCAUGGUGCCGGUCGAAGCGACCAAGCCUGGGCUCAAGGACCAAUGUAUUUUAUUCGCGGCAGGAAGAGUGUCGACAUUAUCAAGACAGGUGGAGAAAAGGUAUCUGCGCUUGAAGUGGAACGUGAGCUGCUGUCACUGCCCGAGGUGGCUGAGGCAGCAGUGGUCGGUGUCGCCUCGGAGCAAUGGGGCCAGAAGGUGGCUGCAGUUUUGGUCUUGAGCGAAGCAGGAAUGACCGCUGGUAGGGGCGGCAAGCGCUGGUCUGCACUGGACAUGCGCAAGGCACUCAAAGACCGUCUGGCCAACUAUAAGAUCCCACAGGAGCUGAAAGUGGUCGAUUCGAUACCGCGAAACGCGAUGGGCAAGAUAAACAAGAAGACCCUGGUCAAGGACAUAUUCGGAUAG